CGUGCCACGGUGCUAGAAAGGCUGUAACUAACCUCUGCAAACAGACUAUCCAAACCAACCACCAAAUUCUCACUCUCUUUUCUCUCAGAAACAUGACUGCCAUUUUUCCUCUCAUUUUCGCCUCCACUUUCCUCGUAGCCACUGCUUCACUGCCACCGCCAUUACCCCCAGGCUGCACUGACGAACUCGUCGCUUUCUCCCCGUGCCUCGGCUACGUCUCCGUGAAGCCAAAUAACCGCACGGACACGGCUACCUCUCAGUGCUGCGACGCUUUCUCUAAGGCUUUCAAUUCCAGCGAUGGUAACUGCUUCUGUUACCUUAUGAGGCAGCCUCUCUUCUUUGGAUUCCCGCUGAACAAAUCAAGAGUGGUUUCUUUGCCUUUUAUUUGUUCCUCCGGAAAUGGCAGCUUGGCGAUGAAGGACAGAGGAUCUCUGGAAUCGAUUUGUUCAGGGUCGCCAGCAUUGCCCCCUCUCCAGAGUACAACGAGUUCAGUGGUUCCAAAACCCCAUGAUUCUGGUCCAGAUACUGUUGCGCCUUCUUCAACAAGCUCGCCAACGGAAAAUGCAGAAACUUCACCCACACCAUCAAGUUUGACAUCAGAACCUUUUGUCGAAUCUCCAGCAGAACCACAGCCAUUGCUUAAACCAACCAGCUGUUCAUCUGCAAUGAAAAAUAUUAUUAGCAACAUCAAAAGCUGGUUUCUUGCUGGAGCACUAACUUCCCUUGUUAUCUUUCUCUUUUCUAUUUUCUGAAUAGAGACCUGUGAUCUUUGACUCAUCUGCAAUGCUGCCAUGCCAUGUAAUUUCUACUUGAUGGUCUAUUGUUUUGUAAUGGCAAAUUUGUCAGACUAUAAUCUCUGAGUUGGCACCUGAUCUAUGUUUUCAAAAAAAAACCACAUUUUUUUC
This is a messenger RNA of Hevea brasiliensis (rubber tree), 905 nucleotides long. Its product is annotated as non-specific lipid transfer protein GPI-anchored 25. The record is from RefSeq and is a predicted model, not a curated record. The transcript is spliced from 3 exons. NCBI's taxonomy places the organism in Eukaryota, Viridiplantae, Streptophyta, Magnoliopsida, Malpighiales, Euphorbiaceae. Bases 93 to 752 code for a protein of 219 amino acids.